Molecule: messenger RNA, 3527 nt
Organism: Trachemys scripta elegans
Lineage: Eukaryota; Metazoa; Chordata; Testudines; Emydidae
Gene: SLC16A1
Product: solute carrier family 16 member 1
Exons: 6
Coding region: 180-1718 (512 amino acids)
Biological process (GO): transmembrane transport; monocarboxylic acid transport
Cellular component (GO): membrane
Molecular function (GO): monocarboxylic acid transmembrane transporter activity
Source: RefSeq, a predicted model, not a curated record
GGCUCUUAAGGAGCCGGGGCCGGCGCGAGCCGCCUGGGAGCAGAUCCGGCGGCGGCGAGCGCGGGUCGCGCUGUGUGCACAGGAGGAGCUGAGUCCAUCUCCCUGGUCUAUGAGAAUCUUCUGAAUCCGCAUCACAAGAUCUUAGAAACCCAGCUUAAUUGCCACCAACUUCACUCAAGAUGCCGCCAGCAAUUGGAGGCCCUCAGGGAUACACCCCACCAGAAGGCGGAUGGGGAUGGGCUGUGGUCGUCGGAGCCUUCAUCUCCAUUGGCUUCUCCUAUGCAUUUCCCAAAUCAAUUACUGUGUUUUUCAAAGAGAUUGAAGCCAUCUUCGAUGCAUCUAGCAGCAAAGUCUCCUGGAUCUCCUCCAUCAUGCUGGCUGUUAUGUACGCAGGAGGUCCCAUCAGCAGCAUCCUGGUGAACAAGUAUGGCAGUCGGCCAGUAAUGAUGGCUGGGGGCUGUCUGUCCGGGUGUGGCUUGAUCGCAGCCUCUUUUUGUAACACUGUGGAAGAGCUCUACUUCUGUGUUGGGGUUGUGGGAGGUCUUGGGCUUGCAUUUAACUUGAACCCAGCCUUGACCAUGAUUGGCAAGUACUUCUAUAAGAAACGUCCAUUGGCCAAUGGAUUAGCUAUGGCAGGUAGCCCUGUAUUCUUGUCUACACUGGCCCCCAUGAACCAGUUUUUCUUCGGUAUAUUUGGCUGGAGGGGGAGUUUUUUAAUUCUUGGUGGCCUUUUACUGAACUGCUGUGUAGCUGGAUCUCUGAUGCGACCUAUAGGCCCCAAGCCAGAUCAGCUGAAGAAAGAGGUCACAAAAGAAGUAUUGCAGGAAGCUGGGAAGUCUGCUAUGAAAGCGGAUGAAGGAGCUGGCGAUGCCAGUGUGGACCUUAUUGGUGGAAAGAAGAAGAAGCAGAAGCUCACAGUUUACCAGACUAUUAACAAGUUCUUGGAUUUGUCCCUGUUUACACACAGAGGCUUCUUGCUCUAUCUGUCCGGCAACGUGAUUAUGUUCUUUGGACUGUUCACUCCCUUAGUCUUCCUCAGCAAUUAUGGCAAGAGUAAAGAGUUUGGUAAUGAGUCGUCUGCCUUUCUGCUCUCCAUUCUGGCCUUUGUAGACAUGGUGGCUAGGCCUUCCAUGGGACUGGUGGCAAACACCAAGUGGGUCAGACCGAGGAUCCAGUAUUUCUUUGCUGUCUCUGUGGUGUAUAACGGAGUGUGCCACCUCCUGGUACCCUUUUCCACCACCUAUGCUGGGUUUUGCAUCUACGCUGGGUUCUUUGGAUUUGCCUUUGGCUGGCUCAGCUCUGUCUUGUUUGAAACACUGAUGGAUUUGGUUGGAGCUCAGAGGUUCUCCAGUGCCGUCGGGCUGGUGACGAUUGUGGAAUGUUGCCCUGUGCUCCUGGGACCACCUCUCCUAGGUAAACUCAAUGACAUGUACGGUGACUACAAAUACACAUACUGGUCAUGUGGAAUCAUCUUGAUCGUCUCUGGGAUCUACCUGUUUGUGGGAAUGGGCAUCAACUACCGGCUGCUGGAGAAAGAACAAAAGGCGGAGGACAAGCUGAGAAACGAAGGGAGAGAGGAGGAAACCAAUAUCGAUGAGGUCGAGAAACAAAAAGAGGUAGAGAAACAAAAAGAGGCCGAGAAACAAAAAGAGGCAAACAAUGAUGUGGCGCAGAAAAACACAGAAGAUGGCAUAAAAGAGGAGGAGAGUCGUAUGUGAGGGACUGAUUUUAAUCCUGGAGGGUUGGAGGAAGUGCUGUUCCUCUAAAAUAGUGUCUGGGGAAAAUGCUGUGCUGGUAGUGAGCAGUCAUCAGAAGUGUAUAAACCAGAUGUUCAUUUUUAAACAAAGCUCUCAGUUGUUUUUCCAUCUGGAUUCAACAGAGGUAACAGCUAAAUGUGCCAUAUCCUCUUACUUGGGUGGGAAACUUUUUUAUAUUCUGGCUUUUUUUAACAGUAACAUGAAUGUACGAAUAGGUGCCUUAAAGUUUCCAUCUCUAGACUACUCUGGAAGAGCCUUAACGCUACUCUGUAAACCAUGUUUUAGUUAGUUUUGUGAUCUGCUUAGGGUAUGUCUGUUUUUAAAGCCAUAAAAAAGGAUACUGGAUAUUUUGAGGCUCAACCGGCUUCAAUGCUGAGUCUAAAAUGAAUACUGCUUCACAUACUUCUUAACUGCCAGACUUAGUGGAAGUUGGAAUAUUUUUGGGGUGGGUUAGUGGGAGGGGUGGUCUUAAAAUAAAACAAGACAAAAUCCAAACUCCUUUGGGUGCCAGACACCACCUGGCUCUAUUUGUAGGCUUUUCUAGCACCUCUUGAAAAUAUUUUUAUCUACUGUAGUUUUUUAAACAUCCCCCCCUUAGUUAAAUUUUGAUGAAACACUUGGGUUGGAAUUGAUGACUGAAAUUAAUUUCUAUCUUCACUCCACUCCUUUUGGGGUGAAGCCUCAUUUUAUUGUGAUCAUCCCAUUUUCAUAAAUGACACUUGCUGAUGCAGGAAGGAUUCAGGUUUAGAUCAUCCCACUUUUCCUAGGCAAAGAAAUUUCCAAACUCUGUCUUUGUGAUGCCUCUCUUUAAAGUAACACUAUGAAACCAAAUGGGUACAAAUGCAGAAGGUUGAGUUGUUUAGUUAGGAACCUGCUUUAGUCAUAACUAAAGGAAUCAAUGCUGGUAUGUACCGGGUCUGUGCAUCCGUCUUUCCAAUCCUAUUACUGAGUGAGUGUGGCUUUGGAAUUGGAAGUCUUCCGCUGCUGCUUUAUUUAGGAAAUCAGCAUCUCUACCAGUGUGGGUCAGUACUACUAUGUCUCUUCCUCUUCCCCUAGCCCUGACCCUGAGCCUCCUAAGAGGUGUCUUUUCUUUCCUGAAGCUUCCUUUCGACUGUGCACCCCCUCAGUAAAAUCGAGCAUUCUACUCUUCAUGGAGCUCUAUUCCAAACAAGACGUUGCAAAAGGCUUGCUGGCUGCCUAGGAUGGCUCCCACUCCUUUUGAAGUCAACAGCAGAACUCCCAAAUGCUUCCAUGGGAAUGGAGUUGGCUUUUAGCAAGGGGGUGUCAGUUCUGUUACAUAUUCUCAGAGCCUCUCCUGUGUUCAGAGCAUGGCUGGCUCCCUUACUGGUAUGGAUCUGGUCUUGAGUAUGUGGCAUAUUGUCUUGUGCUCUGAGGCCUAAUAUUUUGCACACUAAAUGGGGCCAGAUACAGUCAUACUCUUAUACGCCCAUCAGAUAAAAUAGCUAAAGCUGCGUAACUGUCCCUUAAAAAAACUCUACUUGCUCCUGUUUAAGUGAGCAUUUAAAGCAAUUUCUAACUACUCAGAUCAAAGACCUUUAAAGGGGGAAGGGGAGGAUGUCUUCUGUUUAUACAUAUUUAUUUUUUUAGCACUGGUAAAUAUCACAACUUAUGUGAAGAGGGUUAAGCAGAUGGCCUGUGACCCAUAGGCUCCUGGUGCUUGUGUUUUAGUGAAUGUUAAACGGAUAUCCUGUAAGAGACUGAGGGUUUUGGGUUUUUUCUAAUAAACUUUUGUAUAAUUCAUCCACCAAA